Protopolystoma xenopodis is the source of this 252-nucleotide messenger RNA. The record is from the annotation of a GenBank genome assembly. Lineage: Eukaryota; Metazoa; Platyhelminthes; Monogenea; Polystomatidea; Polystomatidae.
AUGUUGGUAAGUUUUGGCUUACAGUCCAUGUGCAAAGACAUCUCAGACGAGAAGGCAGUCACCGCCCUGCUGGAGGUAUUGGAACGAGAGGAGGAUAUCCUGAAAGCAGAGCGGAUACGGAAGGAUCCGUUAACACGACAAAUCAAACUGACAGCAAGUACCACAUAUUUUACAUUCAAUGACAAUAUCUAUGAGCAAAUAUUUGGACUACCGAUGGGAUCGCCACUGAGUGCUUAUGCAAUACCUGGAUGA